Molecule: messenger RNA, 4749 nt
Organism: Theileria parva strain Muguga
Lineage: Eukaryota; Apicomplexa; Aconoidasida; Piroplasmida; Theileriidae
Product: p150 antigen
Exons: 1
Coding region: 229-4587 (1452 amino acids)
Source: RefSeq, a predicted model, not a curated record
UAAACUUUUGGUUCACUACACAUGUUGAUGGGGAGUAAAACUUAAAUUUAGGGAAGAUCUUUUACAAAUCAUCUAUAUUAUGAAAACCUAUUGGUUUCAAAGUAUGACAGAAAUGUGUAAGUAAUAUUAGUCACUAGGAAUAAUAAUUUUUUAAAGAUCUAAUUCCCCACUUCAGCCUUCAUACAAAUCUACAAAUUAUGAAUUGUAUUCUUAAUAUUUUUGUUAUGUAUGGCUUCGAAACUUGUUGGCCUGAUCAUCUUUGCCGUUUUUUUAAACGCGACCUCCGCAAUCAAAAAUAUUACCUUAAAUAUAGGUAGAUACAAGCCAGAUCAAGAUCCUACCAAACCCGCUCCAAAUCCUUACAAAAUAUUCGAAUUCAGUCCUAAGGCAGGCAAAAAACUAUCCAGAGCUGUUCUUGGACCAAUAUUAAUUUAUGAAGAUCUUACACUAAAAUGGCGCAUUGUAUCUUUACAUCUUGAAACUUUAAACUUAGUUCCUCAGAUAGCUAAACUUAUCCUAACAGAUGGAGCAAAUCAAGAGAUUUUAUAUUACAAAUGGGAAAAACACGGUUUUGUCAAAGAAACAUAUGAAAAUCAUGCUUCUUAUAAAUUCAUUUUAACUAAUAACGCACUUGUAGCUUCGACGCCAUAUCUGGAUGUAAGCAGACAAAUAAACUUUAUGGUUUUUGAUACAUCUAUCGGAAUUUUCAAUGAAGUUCCUAUAACAACAGUCAAACCUAAAGAUGGCUAUACUAUGCAUCAUAUUAUUUCCGGAAACGAUUCUUUAAUAAAAUCUGAAGAGCCCGUCCUAUCUAUUAGCGGUUAUAGAAUGGGUGAUCAAUUUAAAACAAUAGAAGGAAAAUUUGAGUCUCCCAAACCAACAGUAUAUUGGGUUUUAGAAGAAAAAACAUGGAUACAAUGUGAUCAUCAAAAAUUUUUAGAAAAAAGUAAAAAAUACCAUGAAGACUAUCUUAAAACACAGCUUGUUCCAACAACCACUCCAACUCCUGUUAUUCAUGGUCCUUUACCUACUCCUCCUUCUAUUCCGGAGGGCCCCGAUCUUUCCUAUACUUUAUUACAUCCGAAGAUAACACCACCAGAUCCAACUUUACUGGAUCAAAUUGUCGUAACUACUCCAAUGGAAAGACCCUCAACCCCUUUGGCUUUUGUUCCUCGUACUCCACCAUUUCCAAAUUCGGUGGUGAUUGAUUUAAAUAAAAUCGGUACAUCAUUCACUGUAGACUCUGCAAACAAGAAUGACUAUCAGGUUCUUACAGUUCACCCUAAUGAAGGAAUUUCAGUUUUUGAGGUUGUGGAAACAGGAUACACACUUUGGCAUAAUAGAAGAGAGGCUAGGUUGGUUAAGAUAGAAUUGUUCUUAAGAAGCAAAUUGAUUGUAUUGGUGACCAUAUUCAUCAACAGAGCUGGUCUUAGGAGACUUUAUUUCGCCAGAAAUUUUGGACGACUUUAUGCUUGCUCCCAACAGGACUUUAAACAACUAUUUGAAGAUUGGAAGACUGGACCUAAUUUUGAUAAUAGUAUUUCAUUUUCUACUCACUUGUCUAAUAACUCGCAACUCUUUAACAAGUUUGACAUGCUUCAUGAUGGAGUAUACUAUUCUUCUCCUGUUCCCUUACAAGGUUACGGUUUUGUUAGAUUAAAUCACGGCAUUCAUGAAGUUUUUCAGGAGCCAGGUGAAACAUGGACCCAUGUUACUAUGCACUCAUUUAAUUCAACAAACGUUUUGGUGACUAUAGGUGUAUUUAAAGAUGGCCAACAAACUGAAAAAUAUUUCGAUUCUAAAGGAGUUUUGGUUCCAUUGGAUUACCAAGGCUUCAGCAACCAGUUCUUUCAGUUUCAAUCUGAGAUUCAUCUCCAAGCUAACGUUAUGUUUGAUUUAAGAAAAGAAAUAAAGCACUCAUAUAUUCGUCAAAACGGAGAUGAGGUUAAUAUUAUUCCUUUAAGUGGUUAUCAUGUCAGAUAUGUAAAUUAUGGAAAAGUUAUUAUGUGGUCGUCAUUUACAGAUAGAUGCACAUCAAUUCAAUUUCAUUUUGACAAUUAUCUAAAGAGCAUUGUGCUGGUAAAAUUAAUCAUUAAUACUAAUAACUUAACCAUCUUCCAAUUUUUCAGGGUUGUUGGAAAUAGCGUUUUCAGAGUAGGGACUGAAGCAGAAUUUUCUUUCUUGGUUCAAAGACAUUUACAUAAUCAUAAAAAUGAUAAUCACAGAGCCUUGACAGAAGCCGCUCAAUCGCACGAUCCUAAUACCAAUUACAAUCCACAAGUCCUUGAUCUAUCUACUUAUAGUCAGAAUUUAACUCAAUAUUCCAGAUUUGAUGAAUAUAUUUUCAGGACAAUUUUCAUUCCGAAUAAUGGUUCUAGAUUUCAUGAGAUUAAAUUUGGGAAUCAAACUUUAUGGACUUCAAGUUUAGCAAAUGGAGUCUGUCUUAAGGUUGCUGCAUACUACCAUGAAGGUGUUUUGAAGUUGGUCAAAAUUUUUUCAUAUUUAAAUGGAACUGAGCAUAUUGACUAUAUUCUUUACAAUGACGGGCUUGUUGAAAUAAUAGGUGAGGAAAUUUUCCAGGCUGUCAUAAUUAGCCUAAAAUCUGCCUUUGACUCCACUAUUAUCGCAGUGGACCCCAAUGUAGUUAUUUUGGACUUGACAAAUGCCGGAAAUUAUAAUCCAGUAGCUGAUAGAACUCACAGGCUAGUCACUAUUAGCUACAACAAUAAAAACGCACAUUUUAAUAUUCUCACUUUCGGCCCUGAGAUUAUGUGGGUUGCCGCAGAUUUCGAGCUUGCUUCUCAUGUCAGGGUCUAUUAUUAUGAACAUCGACCAAUUUUAGCUGAAUUGAAAUUAUCACAGCCAAAAAGUGUCACGAAACACCUUUCACAUUUUAAUCGUUCAUGGCACAUCUUGAAUUCUAACGGUUUUGAGAGUUUAAUUAAUCGUGUACGAGGUUAUGAGUAUCUUAGGCAAAGGUUUACACUUCCCAGUUUAGGCGAAAGCACCGAAUUUGAUGAUAAUAUAGUAAUAAUUGACAAUUUAAUUGUUAGAUCGUUUUUUUCAAAAUUGAAGUUAAUGGCAUCUCUUUUCUACUUUAGGUCUAGGGUUUAUUGUCCAAGUUUAUAUUCAUAUAUACACAGCAUGUACGUGUGUUAUCACGAUUCUCUUCCAAAGCUUCUAGCUUUUAAAGAGGUUUCUAUUUAUGGUUAUACAUUUAGCCACUUUUUAGUAUUCAGAAAUGGCUGGAGACCCGUUCCUUAUUCUAAAUACUUACAGUUUUUCCAGUAUUAUAGACAUACGAUUCCUAAGAAUUCUGUCAAGCCUAGCUCAUUUGACUACGAUAUAUCAUCGGGAGAUCCUAGGGUGCAUGUUACCAAAAUGGAUGAAACUGUUACUUGCUACAAACAUCAGCUUUCUGAUACUCAACAAUCUCUGAGUUCUGUUAGUUCCCAAGGGACAGUUAUUUGGACUGCUCCUAAACACAUAAAUCUCCGAAGUUUCUUUAUUUACAUGCAUGAUGAUAUUCCUUUACUUGCUCGACUUGAAGAAGAAGAUUACAGUCACGAAAAGGAGGAUAUUUUCAUGAGACUAGAGGGAGAUCAAUGGAAGGAGAUUGAUUUUCAUGUAUUUACCGCAGAAUAUGCUGAGCUUGCACAACAAGCUUUAAUUACAGCGGCACCAUUACCACCAGAAACUGGCGCACCAACACCAAUGGAAGUUUCACAUACAACAGAUCAACAGGCAAUGGAUACUUCAGAAAUUUUAGAAUUCAUAGACCAAUCGGCACUUUUAGAAACAAUGCCAGAGGCGACAAUGGAUACUUCCCAACCAACUUCAUCUCCGACCACUGCGCCUUCUUCUCAUUUGGCAGAUACUAUUUCUACUGCUCCUGUGGAAUCUACUUCUGAACAACCCACUGGACAACCUUCUGGACAACCCACUGGACAACCUUCUGGGCAACCUACUGGGCAACCCACUGGACAACCCACUGAUAAGCCUAUAGGACAACCUACUGAUAAGCCUAUAGAACAAACUACUGAUAAGCCUAUAGAACAACCCGCAAAAAAAUCUAAAUUAGAACCCACACCAACACCCACACCCAAACCCACAGCAUCUGAACAACCUUCAGCACCUGGAGAACCUACCCCUGAUGCUCCUGAAACAACUCAGGUUCCUGCACAUUUAAUCCUUGAUUUAUCAGGACCUUUCGAUAGUGUUAGAUUUACUUCUGGAACGGGGGUUCACAAUAAUUACGCAAAAUUUCAUGACGUUGAAUGCAAAGCAAAUAAUCCAGUGGUUUAUAUAAAGGCUGGAGACAAAACUGUUUGGUAUUGUGGUCAUCCAUUAGGAUCUUGUAUUAGGGUCAGAUCAUUUUUGAAGGAUGAGGCUCCUUUUCUUGUUCAGAUUUUGGUAAAGACAAACACGAAAGGAAAGAAGCUUCAAUUUGCAGUUCGCGGUGAAGAUGGUAAUUGGGGCCCAUGUAAUGAGGAUGUUUUUAAUUCAACUUUGAAUGACAUUGUUAAACAUCAUAAAUCUCUAACCAAAGCUAAAUCUAAGACUAAAUCAAAAUCUUCAGGAACUUAAUCAUUGUAUCAUAUUCCAAAGAUGUUUUUACAUGACUUUGGGCUAUAAUUUAAAAUGAUUUGGCCAUACUGACAUGAUUUCAAAUUUUAAGUACUGUAAUAUAAAACCACUGUAGCUACAAAGCUUAAUGCAUGAUUUCCUUAAACUUUAAUCUUAUUCAUA